This is a messenger RNA of Solanum lycopersicum (tomato), 2003 nucleotides long. RefSeq names its product DNA polymerase lambda. Gene Ontology annotation, cellular component: nucleus. NCBI's taxonomy places the organism in Eukaryota, Viridiplantae, Streptophyta, Magnoliopsida, Solanales, Solanaceae. Gene Ontology annotation, biological process: double-strand break repair via nonhomologous end joining. The record is from RefSeq and is a predicted model, not a curated record. Gene Ontology annotation, molecular function: DNA binding; DNA-directed DNA polymerase activity.
AUGAGAAGAUAUCAAAACUGAAACUUUGAGAAGAAGACUGUGAUGACGCGAAAGAAGGUUGAAUCUCCGCCGCGUGAUCCUAAUGGAAUGUUUUCCGGUAUGGUUGUCUUCUUUGUCGGAACCGGAGUUAUGUCCCUCCGGCUACAGAUAUGGAAGAGGAAAUUGUUGCAAAUGGGGGCUAUAUUUAACGACCGGUUUACUGGAAAUGUAACUCAUGUUUUUGCAAAGGAUGCAAAUUUGCUUCUUGAGAAAUUUGAUAAAGAACUUCUGAUUCGCACCAAAGCUAAAUUUCUCUCGUAUCAGUGGCUAGAGGACAGCUUAAUACAAGGAGAAAAAGCAUCUGAGGAUCUGUAUGUCUUAUCCCUGCAAUCAGGAGGAGGAAAGUCCCUUAGUCCUAAAGCUGAUAAUGACGGUCAUUCUGAUAAUGACGGUCAUUCUAGAGUUGCACUAAAGAAAAGUCGAAUAUCUGCUGAAGAUGCCAAGAAUUCAUGCCCAAGACACGUUAAUGACAAUAAAGACCGUGUUGAUCCACGAGAUACUAAAAGUGCCUCUUUACUUGCAUCACACUCUUCAAGCCCAGAAGUGACAAGUCCAGAGGCCAUUCAUUCUCUUAAUAAGCCUGUUGGAACAUCAGACUCAUCUUCACUUUAUAAGCCUCCGGAUUUAAACCGAAAUAUCACUCAGAUAUUCGGGAAGCUUCUCAACAUAUAUAGAGCACUGGGUGAUGACCGGAGAUCAUUCAGCUAUUAUAAAGCUAUACCAGUUAUUGAGAAACUGCCAUUCAAAAUUGAGAGUGUGGACCAGGUUAAGCACCUACCUUCUAUUGGAAAGUCAAUGCAAGAUCAUAUUCAGGAGAUAGUGACCACAGGAAAGCUGUCCAAAUUGGAACACUUUGAGAAGGAUGAAAAGGUAAAAACAAUCAGCUUAUUUGGAGAGGUUUGGGGUGUUGGUCCAUCUACUGCCCUAAAACUUUAUGAGAAAGGACACCGAACUCUUGAUGACCUUAGAAAUGAGGAGUCACUGACUCGUUCUCAAAGGAUAGGGUUGAAAUAUUUUGAUGACAUCCAGACCAGGAUUCAACGGCAUGAGGUCAAAGAGAUGGAACGUUUGCUACAGAAAGUUGGAGAAGAAAUUUUGCCUGGUGUGAUUGUUGUGUGUGGAGGAUCAUAUAGACGUGGAAAGGCUUCUUGCGGUGAUAUGGAUAUUGUUAUUACUCAUCCUGAUAGAAAAAGUCAUGAAGGCUUUCUUCCCAAGUUUGUAAGACGUCUAAAGGAGAUCGAGUUUUUAAGAGAAGAUUUGGUCUUCACUGUUCAUAGCACAGAGGGUACAGAUUCAGGAGUUGACACAUAUUUUGGUCUCUGCACUUAUCCUGGUCGAGAACUGCGACAUCGUAUUGACUUGAAGGUGUAUCCAAGGGAUAUAUAUGCAUUUGGACUGAUAGCAUGGACGGGAAAUGACGUCUUGAAUAGAAGACUUAGAUUGUUAGCUGAAUCGAAGGGCUUCCUUUUGGAUGAUACAGGGCUAUAUCCAGCUACUCAUAGUUCUGCUGGAAAACGGACUAAAGGUAGUGCAAGCUUGAAGUUUGAAACUGAGAAGCAAGUGUUCGAAUUCCUUGGAUUUCCCGCGCUGGAACCAAAUGAAAGGAAUCUAUGAGAAUCUUGAACUGUGCCAAUUUUUGCUAGCUCUACGCGGGGACUUAGGACACUGGACUCGAAUCCAAGGGAGAUUCUGUUUUUUGAUCAAGCUGAUGUUUUGACUUCCAUGUCUGUAAUGUAUGGAACAAAAUGUUAUGUGAUUAAAGUAGUUGCUAGUAUGUAUAUAGGUGUAUGUAUCAAGGGCAUGUCUCAAUGUCGAAACACACACUAUGAAGAACAAGAGCAAAAAUGUGAAGUCCAGUCCCUAUGUUCGUUUUUUUGAAAACAAAAGUUUACAAAUGAUGUUUUUGCAAAACCUUUACAAGGGAGUUCAGCAGCAGUACAUGAAGCAUCACUAUUUUUUGCACA